AUGGCACCCGACGACGAGCCUGUUCACGAUGAGGUAGACCCUUUCCUUUCCGACUCUUGCAGCGAGUCUCAAGCACCUUCUAAAUCGUUGUCAACCCCACUCCCAAUAGGCCAGCUCACGGCCUUGUGCACGGUGAGGCUAGUAGACCCCAUCGUGUUCACACAAUUGUUCCCAUACGUGAACGACUUCAUAAGCGAUUUGCACCUUACCGAUGAUUCUUCUCGCAUCGGUUUCUAUAGUGGCCUGGUGGAAAGUAGCUUCGCAAUAUCACAACUGUGCUCGAUAUACCUAUGGGCAAAGCUAUCUGAUAUCAUUGGUCGGAAACCCGUCAUUCUUACGGGUACGCUGGGGACAGCAUUAGCAACCUUGGGUUUUGGCUUAUCAAAGUCAUUGGCUGGCAUUUUGUUUGCGCGAGGCUUAGGGGGUCUGUUCUCCGGAGACCUUGCUGUUAUCCAUUCAAUACUUGGGGAAAUCACGGACUCCACGAAUCAGGCCAGAGCGAUCCCUUUCUAUACACUCAUGUGGCCAGUGGGGUCCGUAGUUGGGUUAGUAACUUGUGCUCUGGUGGCAUAUGACCGUCUCACCAUGCGGAUCAUCUAUCAUAGCCCUCUUAUUGGUGGAACCUUUGCUCACGCAGCCUCUAAAUACCCAGAUCUAUUUGGUUAUGCCAUCUUUGAGAAGUACCCCUAUUUUUGUCCGUGCCUUCUUUCCGCCACUAUUGCGUUUGUUGGUGUUCUUCUUGGGUUCGUAUUCUUGGAAGAGACUCUGCCUAGCAAGCGCCGACGGAACAAUGCAAAAUGCACUGCGAGUGUGCCAAGUCUCGACACGGGUUUACCAAUUCAGGAUCACAAAUCCAUGAGCUUGAAGGAAGUGUUGUCAUCCCCUGCCAUAUCCGCUCUUGUUUCAUCCGGUUUUUCGCUGAGCUUUGUAUACACGUCUUUUGACGUUGUAUUCGUACUUUUCUGCUAUUCUCCAGUCCACUCAGGUGGCCUGGCGUUCUCCGUUUCAAAAAUAGGGUGGUCACUCGCUAUCGCGGGGUGCAUUUCUUCCACCCUCCAACUGUUCUUCAUGCCUUACCUUCUACGUACAUUCGAUUGUGCGAAGAUGUACGUCUUCUCCAUGGGCAUGUGGCCUUUUGUCUAUUUCUUCAUUCCUUUCCUCAACCUCAUUGCCCGUUGGGGCUUUGCCGAGGAUGGGAAAGUGGGUGACAAGGUGGUGGUUAUUCUCUGGAUCGGGAUCGCAAUUACUCUUGGACUAUCAAAGAUUGGGUCCCUGGCAUAUUCGACAAGCAUAAUCCUGGUCAAGGAGCAUUCGCCGAAUCCAGGUGCACUAAGUCAGUCGAACGGUAUCGUGCAGUUUGCAAUGUGCUUUGCACGGUCCUUUGCACCAUUUCUAGUCAGUUCUCUCUUUGCUCUAUCUAUUGACAACAAACUACUAUGGGGAUACCUCUGGGCUGUCGUCAUGAUAUGUAUAUCUACUGUCAGCGGCAUUGAUGCUCGCAGGAUCUUAUCACAUCGCAAAAGACAGCCGCAUGAAGAAUGGCAGAUGACAAGCAGACACCUUUAG
Molecule: messenger RNA, 1566 nt
Organism: Pisolithus orientalis
Lineage: Eukaryota; Fungi; Basidiomycota; Agaricomycetes; Boletales; Pisolithaceae
Product: major facilitator superfamily domain-containing protein
Exons: 8
Coding region: 1-1566 (521 amino acids)
Biological process (GO): transmembrane transport
Molecular function (GO): transmembrane transporter activity
Source: RefSeq, a predicted model, not a curated record